Messenger RNA from Belonocnema kinseyi, 1231 nucleotides. RefSeq names its product putative odorant receptor 71a. Lineage: Eukaryota; Metazoa; Arthropoda; Insecta; Hymenoptera; Cynipidae. The transcript is spliced from 9 exons. Gene Ontology annotation, biological process: sensory perception of smell; detection of chemical stimulus involved in sensory perception of smell. Gene Ontology annotation, molecular function: olfactory receptor activity; odorant binding. Bases 8 to 1192 code for a protein of 394 amino acids. Gene Ontology annotation, cellular component: plasma membrane. The record is from RefSeq and is a predicted model, not a curated record.
CUGAACGAUGGACAUCUUCGAUUCAAGUUACUUUAGACUCAAUAAAGUAUUAAUGAAUUGUAUUGGACAAUGGCCUUAUCAGUCCAGACAUCGAAGAAUUAUUAUUUCUGCUUUUAUCACUACCAUGAAUAGUUUUUUCCUUUUUACACUGAUUUGUGGUAUCGUAACUUCAAAUAAUGUUGAUGACUCAAUUAACAUUUUGACAGCUACCGUUAUGGCUAUAACGUGUUCGUCAAAAUUAUUAAAUUCUAUUAUUCAUUCAAAAAAGCUGAAAAACCUCCUGGAUGAAAUAAAAUUAAACUGGACAUUAGGGUCUAAACAAGAAGUUAAUAUCUUAAAAAAUUUUACUAUUAAAGGAAGAAAGUUAACAUUCAUAUACGUAGUUUAUAUGUACUUCACACUGGCUUUAUAUUUACUUACUGGUUACACACCUCAGCUUCUCAAUAUUAUCAAGCCUUUAAAUGAGACAAGAUUGAGAAAAAGGCCUUAUAAAUCAAACUAUUUUGUUGAUGAAGAUAAAUAUUACUAUCAUAUUACGCUUCAUGAACAGAUAACUAUUUUAUUAAAUGUAACAACAUUAGUAACUACUGAUACAAUAUAUGUAGUGUACACUGAACAUGUUUGCGGAAUGUUCGCAAUUCUUCGGUAUCGACUUGAGAAUAUCUUAAAGGACAAAAAUAGUAAUUCCGAAAUGUCAGUUCGUCGUUCUCUUCAGGACGAUGAAAGUCUCACAAAAGAAAUUUUGGGAUGUAUAUCGCUACAUCGAAGAAAUAUCGAAUUCACAAAAAAGCUUGACGCGGCUUUCUCAGCAUCUUUGUUUGUUCAAGUUGGACUCAGUAUGAUUUUACUAAGUAUAACCGGAUACGUGACUAUUUUAAAAUUAGGGGUACUAGAUGAAUUUCUGCAAUUCUGUCCGUACGUAGUAAUGCAAAUUGUUUUCAUUUUCUACCUCUGCCUGCCCGGUCAAAAAAUAAUAGACGCCAGUGAAAAUAUUGUCAACUCGCUUUAUAAUUCGCAGUGGUACCGGAUGCCAUUCAAAACCCAAAAACUUUUUAUAUUGUUAAUGGUUAGAAGUUCUCGUCCAUGUUGUUUUCAAGCAGGCGGUGUUUUUGUACUCUCAUUGCAAACAUUCAGCUUGUGCAUCCAGAGAGCAUUCUCCUUCUUCACAGUUUUAUUAAAAAUGAAAGAAUAAAGGCAAUGAACUAUAUGUGCGACCAGUUAAAUCAUUAUA